This is a messenger RNA of Sphaerodactylus townsendi, 1450 nucleotides long. RefSeq names its product MAF bZIP transcription factor A (gene MAFA). The transcript has a single exon. Gene Ontology annotation, biological process: retinal rod cell development; regulation of transcription by RNA polymerase II. The coding region runs from base 359 to 1324 and encodes 321 amino acids. Gene Ontology annotation, cellular component: nucleus. Gene Ontology annotation, molecular function: DNA-binding transcription factor activity, RNA polymerase II-specific; RNA polymerase II cis-regulatory region sequence-specific DNA binding. The record is from RefSeq and is a predicted model, not a curated record. NCBI's taxonomy places the organism in Eukaryota, Metazoa, Chordata, Lepidosauria, Squamata, Sphaerodactylidae.
GGCGGCGGCUGGUGCUGCUGCUGCGACGGGGGGGGGGCCGCUGCUGCCAGGCGGGGGGUGUCCUGCUUUUGCUGGAGAGAGGCGGGGGCCGCCGCGCCGUCGGUGCGCCCAGCGGGGACUUUGCAGCAGCAGCAGCAGCAGCGGGGCCGGGGCGGUGGGAGCGGCUGGAGGGGGGCGCCGGCCGGCCAGCUCAGCCCCGCGCCCCCUCCGGCGGGACCCUGCGGCCUGAGUGCCCCGCGCCCUCCCCCCUCUUCCCCGCUCCUCUUCCUCGCCUGCGCGCCCCUCCACCCCCGGGCCGGGGGGCGCCGCCUCUCCCGCGGGCCGCCGGAGCCGUCGAGGGCGCGCCCUAUGCGGUGAGAUGGCCUCGGAGCUGGCGCUGAGCGCGGCCGACCUGCCCACCAGCCCGCUGGCCAUCGAGUACGUCAACGACUUCGACCUGAUGAAGUUCGAGGUGAAGAAGGAGCCGGCCGAGGCCGAGCGCUUCUGCCACCGCCUGCCGCCGCCGGGCUCGCUCUCCUCCACGCCGCUCAGCACGCCCUGCUCGUCCGUGCCCUCCUCGCCCAGCUUCUGCGCGCCCAGCCCCGGGGGGGCCCACCCGGCCGGCCUGGGCCCCCCGCUGGCCGGCAACCCGGGGGCCGCGGCCGGCAAGGCGCAGCUGGAGGACCUCUACUGGAUGUCCGGCUACCCGCACCCGCUCAACCCGGAGGCGCUCAACCUCACCCCGGAGGACGCCGUCGAGGCGCUCAUCGGCGCCCCGCACCACCACCCGCACCACCACCCGCACCACCACCACCACCAGGCCGCCGCCGCCGCCGCCGCCGCUUACGACGGCUUCCGCGGCGCGCCCUUCCCGCCCGACGAGCUGGCCCCGACGGCCGGCCACCACCACCACCACCACGGCCACGGCCACCACCACCACGCCGGCCACCACCACCACCACCUGCGCCUGGAGGAGCGCUUCUCCGACGACCAGCUGGUGUCCAUGUCGGUGCGCGAGCUCAACCGGCAGCUGCGCGGCUUCAGCAAGGAGGAGGUGAUCCGCCUCAAGCAGAAGCGCCGCACGCUCAAGAACCGCGGCUACGCGCAGUCCUGCCGCUACAAGCGGGUGCAGCAGCGGCACGUGCUGGAGGCCGAGAAGGGCCAGCUGCAGGGCCAGGUGGAGGCGCUCAAGGCGGAGGUGGGCCGCCUGGCCAAGGAGCGCGACCUCUACAAGGAGAAGUACGAGAAGCUGGCCGCCCGCGCCUUCCGCGAGCCCUCGCCGCCCCACGCCGCCGCCCCCAACCCCCCCAAGGCGGCCCCCAGCGCCGCCGACUUCUUCAUGUGAGCCCCCCCCGCCCGACGCCCGCCUUUGGACGUGCGCGGCAGCCGGCCGGCGAUCUGGGGGGGGCGGGAGAGAGAGGACCCCCCGCGGGCCCCGAAGCCCCUGCCGCCGCCGCCGGACAGACCCCUA